AUGGGUAGUGUGGCCACCCCAGGGGAGCAGAGCUCAUCUCCAAGUGCUGCUGAAAAUGGCUCGGACCCUGACGAGGAGCCUCUUCUCAGAAAAAACCCCCGCCGGUUCGUCAUUUUCCCCAUCCAGUACCCAGACAUCUGGAAAAUGUAUAAACAGGCUCAGGCCUCCUUUUGGACAGCAGAAGAGGUUGAUUUGUCAAAGGACCUUCCUCACUGGAACAAGCUGAAAGCAGAUGAAAAAUACUUUAUCUCGCAUGUUCUGGCAUUUUUUGCAGCCAGCGAUGGAAUUGUAAAUGAAAACCUGGUGGCACGUUUCAGUCAGGAGGUGCAGAUCCCAGAAGCGCGUUGUUUCUAUGGCUUUCAGAUUCUCAUUGAGAACGUUCACUCGGAGAUGUACAGCUUGCUCAUAGACACCUACAUCAAAGAUCCUGAGAAAAGGGAUUUCUUAUUUAAUGCUAUUGAAACAAUGCCUUGCGUCAAGAAGAAAGCAGACUGGGCUCUGAAGUGGGUUGAAGACAGAGAAUCCACUUUUGGUGAGAGAGUGGUUGCCUUUGCUGCAGUUGAAGGCAUCUUCUUUUCGGGUUCCUUUGCUGCUAUAUUUUGGCUGAAGAAGAGGGGCCUGAUGCCUGGACUCACUUUCUCCAAUGAACUUAUUAGCAGAGAUGAGGGUUUACACUGUGAUUUUGCUUGUCUAAUGUUCCAUUAUUUAGUGAACAGACCGUCAGAAGAGCGGGUGCGUGAGAUCAUCGUUAAUGCUGUUGAAAUCGAGCAGGAGUUUCUAACAGAGGCGUUACCUGUAGGUCUGAUUGGAAUGAAUUGCACUUUGAUGAAACAAUAUAUUGAAUUUGUCGCAGACCGGUUACUAAUGGAGCUUGGCUUCUCAAAGGUCUUUCAUGCAGAAAAUCCUUUUGAUUUCAUGGAGAAUAUUUCUCUGGAAGGAAAAACAAAUUUCUUUGAGAAGCGGGUUUCGGAGUAUCAACGUUUUGCUGUUAUGGCAGAAACAAUGGACAAUGUCUUCACUCUGGAUGCAGAUUUUUGACAACUUGGCAAAUGAACGUUGACUGUUUCCCUCUCCCCAUCUCACUUUCAGCUGAGAAGUUGUCUUCAUUUCCUUUCCUGGAAUUUGAGUCUACUAGGAAUUUUUUUCAGGGUUUUCAUGUUGUUUGUCUGAGGAGUAAAUAUAUUGCUGUGUCAUUUAAGAAAAAAAAAGAGGGGUCCUUUUUGAAAACUUUACAUGGCUUUUUAAAAGGAUGGCCUUUUUGAUAUUCCCUUGACUCAUCUGCUGUGAUUGCUGUCUUUAAAAAUGACCUGGAUACUACUGCUUUUUUAAGACUUUGGUAGUGUUUUAAGCAAACUGCAUAUUUGCCUCAUGUUAUGGUAUUUCAAUCUGAAAACCAGAUGAGGUAUCACUCUAUGUAUAUAUGUUGCUAUAAUUUAUUUUAUAUUUUCAUAUUUAUAGAUUUGGUCUAGAGUAAAAGCUCUCCACUUUUGUCCUGCUGCAGAUAAAGCAAUAAGUGAGCCUGGGAAGACGUUAAUAAGUUAUGAACUAUAAAUUUUUAUUAAACCCAGGGAUAUAGUUUGAAAUCCUCAUUAACCUGGGUUCUGUCUGAAAAAGUUUUUACUCUGUUUGCAAACCUGAUGGCUGUUGGGAGGAGUUUAGAUCAAACACAUGUGAUUUUGGUCUUACAGCUGUUAUUGAGUGGGUCAGUGGCCUUUGAGUGGUCCUUGAAAAGGCAGGCCUGUUAAUAGCGGAGAGAAAACACAGCCUGUAGUUCUUUGGCUUGUGCUGCCUGUUUUUCCCUGCUUUUCUAAACAAGUGCCUUAUUAAGCAGUCUGUAGUUGCGCUGAGUUGCAGUCGGCAUCUGCCGCUGGAGCAGCCAGCUCUGGGUGUUGUCUGUCUGCCCUCUGUCCUGCUGGGUGGUUUGAUAUUCUCCCCUUCUCAGUUUCACUUGUGCAUUGAUGGGGUGAGAAGGCGCAUCAUUCCAAGGGAUUAUCCCUUGAGGUGCUACAAACGUACUGCUUGGCUUCUAAGGGAGCACCAAUAAUGUAUGAAGGCGCUUCAAGUUGCGUGUUUAAUGUGAACCUUUGAAACCGUUGUCACUGCAGAGCUCCUGGAGGAAGCAAAACCAAAUUUUGCAGUAGUAUGGAUUAGCAGCAUCUUACAGAUGACUGCUGUUUGGGUUUUGCUCUGUUCCAGUGUGUGCCUGAAAACUUUUUUUAAUUUCCUGUUGUCAUAUGCAGGGAAUGGAGCAAUUGAAGAAUGGCUAACGUGCUGCAGUGGUACUUGGGAUGGGAGGGGUACUAUUCCGUUGUAGGUGGAUUAUUUGCAAAUAGAUAUGCUCAUUUUUUUCCAAAGGUGAAGUGAGUGAACGUGAGCCAGGUUCUGCUUUAUUAAACCUGAGUUCAGCAAUUUGUAUAAAAGCUUUUAUAAGUCUUUGUUGUUGUUGCAGACAUCUUGUGCUACUUUUGAUGCUACUGGCAUGAGAUGAGCUGGCAGCCCAGGGUUAUCAGUGAUGGGAUGGUAUAAGGGUUACUUCUCUGCCAGCCCAGAUCAGCCAUAGUCCUGGAUACCCGAGUUCCAUGAAAGAGGUCCACUGCCUUCGCGUGCUUCCCAGGGAGCAAUUGUCUGUGGUGUAAAAAUAAGCAGCAAAACUCACUCUUUUUGUUUGGUCUCAGUAAAAGAUGGAUAUUUAAUGAGCGUGGAAACAGGACAGCUUUUUUUUUUCUAGAGAAGAACUGGAAUUAUUUGACAUAAGGUACUUAGAUGGGGCAGAGGGGGACCUGGAGAACACAGAGAAAAGCUGGAACUGGUGCCCCUCACUAAUGUCCUGCAACUACAAGAGAACUAUGGACUUGGGGAGAAAAUCCAGCACCUUUUGGAAAUACUGUGUUCAUGAGGGAGAAAGAGGUCUGUUGUUGGAGGAAUGAAACCUAUUUUUAUGUCGCUAAUAGCGUUUGUUUUGAGUGUUGUGAAUUAUGAUGAGAGUAUACAGAAUAUUCAGUUAUGAAACUGCGAUGUGCUCAGGUUCUGUAAAUGUGUAUGAGAUACCAAAGUCUGAUACAACAGCUCCCACUGCAUUUGUGUGUAAAAUACGUGUGUCGGUUCAAUAAACUUGAACGUGGAGAAGGAG
Messenger RNA from Calidris pugnax (ruff), 3130 nucleotides. RefSeq names its product ribonucleotide reductase M2 B (TP53 inducible) (gene RRM2B). Gene Ontology annotation, biological process: deoxyribonucleotide biosynthetic process. Bases 1 to 1038 code for a protein of 345 amino acids. Gene Ontology annotation, cellular component: cytosol. The transcript has 9 exons. The record is from RefSeq and is a predicted model, not a curated record. Gene Ontology annotation, molecular function: ribonucleoside-diphosphate reductase activity, thioredoxin disulfide as acceptor. Lineage: Eukaryota; Metazoa; Chordata; Aves; Charadriiformes; Scolopacidae.